Tetranychus urticae (two-spotted spider mite) is the source of this 1883-nucleotide messenger RNA. RefSeq lists its product as uncharacterized. The record is from RefSeq and is a predicted model, not a curated record. NCBI's taxonomy places the organism in Eukaryota, Metazoa, Arthropoda, Arachnida, Trombidiformes, Tetranychidae.
AUAAAAUUACCAGAAAAAGCAAAAUAAAGCAAAUAAAAUGAAAAAUGAAACAAUAGUUCAACUCUUCAGACAAAAGUAAACAGUUAAACCUUUAAACUUCAUAACAUCUCGUAUUGACUAAACUUUCACUUCAACCAACACUGUAAAUAUUAUUGAAAAAUAUUGAAAAACCAACCAACCAUGAUUAGCAUUCACAUGAAAUCAUUAUACAGAAGAUACUCUCAAUGUGUAAAUCAAAGACUUGUUCAAAACACUGGUCAAGUAUCAUAUUCAACCAGCAUGAUCAGACUAAUUGAUAAUUGGUCAGCUCCAAAUCAACUGGUUAAACUGUUUAAUAGACUUGAAAAAAUGGGUAAAGCAACAAUGAUUUGUUCACAUGGCUAUUCACAGGUUACUGCAUCAACCACUUAUCAAGUUGUAUUAAACCUGUUGCUCUGUUUUUGGUGUUAUUUGAUAUCAUUUCGAUUUCUCCUUUUGGCCUUUCUAAGAGACGAGAAAAUGCGCAUCAUUUUGGGCGACACUUUUAUCGGCUAUCAAGCUCAUUCACUGCUCAAUGUAAUCUUUUUUGGUGCUUCUUUCCUAUUAACCAGUGUUAAAACUUCCUUGGCUUAUUCCGAAUCUCAACAUCAAAUGCAAAUAAUGACAGUUUUUUACAAUCUCAGAGAGACUUGGUUCAACCCAGUCCAUCACGGUUUAACUGAUGAAGAUGACAUGAACUUUCGUCGUAUAACCUGUCUAGCUGGUCUCAGUUUAAACCUUUUCAUUAAUCUUUCAUGUGGAUCAAUAUUUAUCCUGCAAAUUCAGUCCAUUUUGCUCAAUCCUUGUUUUUCAUUGAGAACGGCUUUCCUUCAAUUCCUUUGGUUACCUUUCAUUGAUGUUACAAUGUUUUUCUCUGGUUAUGCUUGUUACUGGUUUUUCAUACACAUUAUCAUUAUCAUUUCUCUGUCCAUUCAAUCAACCAAUUCCGCCAUUGUCCGAGUUUUACAUCUUUUAAAGCCUAAACCUUAUUCCGUUUCAUUGGAAAAAUUGAUUUACUUGCAAAACGCACAUUACAAUACAAUCUCAAUGAUGAACAACAACUUUGCUUUACCAAUAUUCAUUUCUUUUUUUGUGGGUUCCUUUUUUGCCGAUUUAACCUUUUUUUGUGGCACUUACAUUGGAACUCGAAAUUUUCUCAUUGAUAUUUUACUCGCAUUGCUUGGAUUCCUGAUUUUCGCUACUAUUAUUGAAUAUAAUUUGUUUGCCUCUAAAUCAUGUCACAAGAUUGAAACAUUUAGAAAAUCAAUUCAUAGACUAUUAAUCUCGACUCGUUUUGAUUUGCGGAUCAUGUUGAAAGUGACGAGAACUUUGGAACGUAUGUCAACCGAUCGGAUUGGAUUUUAUGUCGGCAAUUUAUUUCGCUUGGAUGGAUAUCAUAGCAUAGUGUUUUUGCUGGAAAACGUUAGUUUAUACUUGUUAUUGAUAGCCAAUAUUUCGAGAAAAUCAUUGUGAUGGUUCAUGGAAAUAAAUAAGAGAAUAACAAAUGAAUUGUUUCAAUCCCAUAAAGACAUCAGCUGAAUGAAUUGAUUUGGAGGAUCAAACCAGAAAUUUAGAUGGAGCCAAGAUGACUGCUCGGGUAGUUCUGAUGGAUUAAACUUCAACAUUCAUAUUAAGAUUGCGAGAAAAUUUGCAUCCAAUGAAACGGGAAACAGUGAAAAUCUUUAUCAGCGGUGGAUUAAAUUUAUGUAUUAUUUUAUUCUUGUUAAAUAAAAGUUUUAGGAUUUUUUCAAUGCUAUAAACAAAACCAGAAUCAUCAGAGCUUUUGGAAGCAUUGAGGUAAGAGUUUUGGAGUUUGGAGUAUGAUGAAGAGCUGCAUUACAUUGUAUUGGUAAAUUAUUAUUUUA